This is a messenger RNA of Kalmanozyma brasiliensis GHG001, 1677 nucleotides long. RefSeq names its product Chaperonin Cpn60/TCP-1. The transcript has a single exon. Lineage: Eukaryota; Fungi; Basidiomycota; Ustilaginomycetes; Ustilaginales. Gene Ontology annotation, cellular component: chaperonin-containing T-complex. Gene Ontology annotation, biological process: protein folding. The record is from RefSeq and is a predicted model, not a curated record. Bases 1 to 1677 code for a protein of 558 amino acids. Gene Ontology annotation, molecular function: ATP binding; ATP-dependent protein folding chaperone; ATP hydrolysis activity.
AUGGCACAGCUCUUCCAGAAAGACCCUCGCAAUGCGGGUCUCUUUAUUGGCGGUGAGCGUCUCUCGGGAGCUGAGAUCCGCAACCAGAACGUCCUCGCGGCUCAGUCGAUCGCCAACAUUGUCAAGUCCUCGCUAGGCCCCGUCGGUCUCGACAAGAUGCUUGUGGACGACAUCGGAGACGUCACCAUCUCGAACGACGGCGCCACCAUCCUCUCGCUCCUUGAGGUGGAUCAGCCAGCAGGUCGCAUUCUCGUAGAAUUGGCACAGCAGCAGGACAAGGAGGUCGGCGACGGAACCACAUCGGUCGUCAUCAUUGCCGCUGAGCUUCUGCGUAGAGCCAACGAGCUGGUCAAGAACAAAAUUCACCCCACCACCAUCAUCACCGGUUACCGUCUCGCGUGUCGCGAGGCCUGCAAGUACCUUCAGGACCAGCUCUCCACCAAAGUCGACACUCUUGGCAAGGAAUCGCUCAUCAAUGUCGCCAAGACCAGUAUGUCGAGCAAGAUCAUCGGUGCCGACGACGACUUCUUCGCACAGAUCGCCGUCGAUGCUAUGCUCGCGGUCAAGACGGUCAACCCGCGCGGUGAGACCAAGUACCCUGUCAAGGCGGUCAACGUUCUCAAGGCACACGGCAAGUCGGCACGCGAGUCGCUCUUCAUCAACGGUUACGCGCUCAACUGCACCGUCGCCUCGCAAGCCAUGAAAACCCGUGUCAAGAACGCCAAGAUUGCCCUUCUCGAUAUCAACCUCGUCAAGCAGCGCAUGCACCUCGGCGUUCACAUUACCAUUGACGACCCGGAACAGCUCGAGAAGAUCCGAGCGCGAGAGAGCGAGAUCGUGCUGGAGCGUGUCCGCAAGAUUCUGGCUACAGGUGCCAACGUCAUCCUCACCACCAAGGGCAUCGACGAUCUUUGCCUCAAGGAGUUUGUCGAAGCGGGUGCGAUGGCAGUGCGACGAUGCCGCAAGGAGGAUCUGCGCAGGAUUGCCAAGGCCACUGGUGGUCAGCUCGUCAGCAGUUUGAGCAACUUGGACGGCGAAGAGACCUACGAGGCGAGCAGUCUCGGAACCGCCGACGAGGUGGCCCAGGAGCGCAUCAGCGACGAUGAGCUCAUUCUGAUUCGAGGCACCAAGACCGUCAGCUCCAGCUCGAUCGUGCUCCGCGGAGCCAACGACUACUUGCUGGAUGAGAUGGAGCGAGCGCUGCACGACAGUCUCUGCGUCAUCAAGCGUACUCUCGAGAGCGGUUCCGUCGUCCCUGGUGGUGGAGCUGUCGAGUCGGCGCUCAGCAUCUACCUCGAGAACUUUGCCACCACGCUCGGUAGCCGAGAGCAGCUCGCCAUCGCUGAGUUCGCCCAGGCGCUUUUGGUCAUCCCCAAGACCCUCGCUGUCAACGCAGCCAAGGACAGCACCGACCUUGUGGCCAAGCUACGUGCCUACCACAACGCGGCGCAGAACGCGAAUGCGGGCGACCCCAAGAAGGCGCUCCGCUUCUACGGCUUGGAUUUGCUCAACGGUCAGGUGAGGGAUAACCUCAAGGCAGGCGUGCUCGAGCCCACGGUCAGCAAGGUGAGGAGUCUCAAGUCGGCGCUCGAGGCAGCCACGAGUCUGUUGCGUAUCGACGAUGCCAUCACCAUUGCUCCAGAACAGCCGGCGGAGGAUCCCCAUGCUCACAUGUAA